CUCCUCCUCCUCCUUCUUCUUCUUCUGCUGUUCGGCCUACAGGUUGCUCCGUCGUCUCACCGAUCAAUCCGCGCGCGCGCAGCCAAUGAGGUCUCGCGCAGGCGGUCCGUUGCUAAGGGGGAGUUUGGUUGAGCCUCCGCGUCGCAGCCAUUCAGCAGCGGUGGCUGAAGCGAUUGGACUGCCAGCGUCUCUCCCGACUCUUUCUGUGGAAUUUGAAUUAUUUCGGGCACUGCAGACGGUUCGCGGUACAUCGGCGACGGCACCGACGGGCCAUCUUCCGGGUCGCAGCGGGGAUCACAGGGAGCUCAGCGAUGAACAAGCUUCGGCAGAGCUUCCGCCGGAAGAAAGACGUCUACGUGCCGGAGUCGAGUCGGCCGCACCAGUGGCAGACGGACGAGGAGACGGUCCGCAGUGGCAAAUGUAGCUUUGCAGUCAAGUACCUGGGCCAUGUGGAGGUGGAGGAGUCCCGAGGCAUGCACAUCUGCGAGGAUGCGGUGAAGCGGCUUAAGACGGACAGGAAAUUCUUCAAGGGAUUCUUUGCAAAAGCCGGGAAGAAGCCGGUGCGCGCCAUGUUGUGGGUGUCGGCAGACGGCCUUCGCGUCGUCGACGACAAAACAAAGGACCUGAUCCUGGACCAGACGAUAGAGAAGGUGUCGUUCUGCGCUCCGGACCGUAACUUUGAGAGGGCGUUCUCCUACAUCUGCAGAGACGGCACCACGCGGCGCUGGAUCUGCCAUUGUUUUAUGGCCAUUAAAGACUCGGGAGAGCGCCUGAGUCACGCCGUGGGUUGCGCCUUCGCCGCUUGUCUGGAGCGCAAACAGAAACGGGAGAAGGAGUGCGGGGUCACGGCGACCUUCGACGCCAACAGAACCACGUUCACCCGCGAGGGCUCGUUUCGCGUCACGACGGCGACGGAGGCGGCGGAGCGGGAGGAAGUCAUGAGGCAGCUGCAGGACGCUAAAAAAGAGGAGACGGACGUGAAGGUCACCGGGAACUCGGCCACCGGCGCGACCAACUCCUCGGCGCACUCGACGGAAAGCUCCCCGUCCCCCUCGUCCUCGCCGCCGCUCUCCGUGUCCGCGCCGGGACCCCAGGUGAUCCCGCGCAGGCACGCGCCGGCCGAGGCGCUCGCCAGGCAGGGCUCCUUCCGAGGCUUCCCGGUCCUCAGUCAGAAGACGUCUCCCUUCAAGCGGCAGAUGUCGCUGCGCAUGAACGAGCUGCCCUCCACCGUGCAGCGCAAGUCCGACUUCCCCGUGGCCGACACGGUGGUUGAGGUAGAAGGAGAAAAUGACAGCAUCAGUUCGCUGUGCACUCGGAUCACCUCGGCGUUCAGCGGGCCCCCAGAGGACCCCUUCUCCUCGGCACCGAUGCCCAAACCAACGUCGUCCCCUCAGUCUCCUGUAGCGCCAGUGAACGGCACGUCUCCCGCCUUCUCUGUUGUUGCUGCUGCUAACCCCCCCGCCCUGCCCCCCGCCCUGCCUGCUCGAGACACUAACCCCUGGGCUAAUACUCCAGCGGGAGCCCCGGCCUCGGCACAGCCAGGAAGUAACUGGUCAUCGCCGACUCCGGUGAUGGUGGUCCACCCCAACUCCUCCCCCUCCAUGUCCUCCCACAGACGCACCUCGUCAGAAGCAGACCGCUGGUUAGAAGAAGUCACCAAGUCUGUCCGGGUGCCGCAGUCUCAUCCCGUCGUGGCAGCGGCCGCGCUUCCCGCCCAGUUCACGGCCCCCGUGGUGAUGCCCGUGGUGGCGCCCGUGGCGAUGCCCGUGGCAUUGCCCGUGGCGGCGCCCGUGGCGUUGCCCGUGGCGGCGCCCGUGGCGGCGCCCGUUCCCUCCGUCACCCCGGUGGCCUUCAUGUCCUCUCUGUCCUCCGCCGUGCCCAUGUUGCCGCCCCGCCAGCCCGCCUUCCACCCUCAGGCUCCGGCCUCCUACCCGAUGCCCAACGGGCUGCCGUUCCCUCAGCCCGGAGCGCCCGCGGCGGUCGGCAUCACUCCUUCCCAGAUGGUGGCCAACGUGUUCGGCUCGGCCGCGCAGCCGUUCCCCGCCCCGGCCUCCACGCCGCCCAAGCACGACCCCCAGGCCGUCUGCCACGUCAGCCCGUUCAUCAAACCCCCGCCGCCGUCCAACGCGCCGGCGGCCCCCCCCCCCGCCCCCCUCCAGCCGUCCAACGGCAGCGCGACCUUCAACGGGGCGGACGACUGGGCCGCUCCGGCCCGACUGGCUCCGGCCUCCCCGUUCGCCCAGCCGCCCGCGCCGCCGCUGGAAGAUGCCUUCGAGGCCCAGUGGGCCGCCCUGGAGGGCCGCUCGCGCCAGCGCACCACGCCCUCCCCGACGAACCCCUUCUCCACUGAGCUGCACAAGACCUUUGAGAUCCAGCUCUGAAGACUGUGUGUGAGAUGAGAAAGUUCUGGACGAUAGGCGGGGGAGCAGAUGGAUGAUUGACUAAAGAAGAGAGGGGAACGCCCCUCUGCCUCUCUGCCUCUCUGCAUCUCUGCAUCUCGGUGACGGUGGACAAGCAGCACCGUCAAAAGCUGGGAGGCGGUGAAGAGCGACGGGGGAACCGACAGGGAGCCGAACUCUGCACAGCAGCACGGGGAGGAAAAUAGAACUCAAGCGGUCGCUGCUCACGAGGUUACAGCUCCCCGGGCGUUUCAUUAACAGCGUCUGUAUUGUUUUGUUUGCGCUGCGCGGCACGAGCUCGCCGUUACCCGGCGGAAUAUCUGUACCACACCUAACCCCCCGUCAGCCCCCCCCCCCUCACCCAGGUGCUCGUUCAAGCUCCCAGUGCUCCCAGUUCACAGGAUGAGACCUCCCUCACCUGGCAGAGGAACUGCAGCACUGAGAGAACUCCGCUUCCAGAUGAAAAAGUUCCCAGUAAUAACUUCCCAGUCAGAAGAGUAUAGUGAGAUGAUGCCAAAAUCUUUAUUUUUAUGCAUUACGUAUAUUUUAAAAAGCUUUGGAAUCUAACAGAAGAGUUGUAAGUAAUCGUGCCAAAGGCACAGGCUAGCUACAAUGAGACAAGUUUAUGUUCGUGUAUACAAGAAAUGACCGUAUAUAUUAUACAUAUAUAUAUAUAUAUAUAUAAAGAAUCUAUACUGUACACACAGCUCACAGCAGUGCUAAUUUUUAAUGUGAUGUAAAGAGAUUUUGUGAAGGGACAGCUGCUUUACAUUUGAGUUGUUGUUUUUAAGGUUUUUUUGAGAAGAAAAAUCUCUUUGUUGCUGUCUGUUGCAUCCUGUGAUUGGAUGUGAAGCGUCUCUGUAAAUAUGGUAUCAUUGCAGCAACAAUCAAUGUGGACGUAGCAACGGUGGUGGUGCCCAACUGGCUGCCUCUCUUACCUGUGCUCAGUUUUUGACCAUUUAUAGUACACAUCAGUACUUAACAUUUGACGUCUUCAUUGUCAUUCUUUUUUUUUGUGUGGUAAUGAUCUUGUUUUUCUAUUUAACAGUCGGAUGUAAUUUCCUGUCCCUCCACCUCUUAUAUAUAUUUUUUUUAAGUAGUUGAUUUCUUAAUUUUUACUUUGCACAAGCACUAUAGUAGAUGAUUUGACCUCACGGGUGACCUUGAUCCGAGUUAGUCAGUUGUGGUGUUGCAGCAGCUGACGGCUUGCUGACCGGCCACAACCUCCGUCAGCCUGCCGUGGUUCUGACCGUCAGCAGGAAACUACAAAGAGAAACAAAACGGUUUCAUCUCACUGUCUGAUUUUUCUCUGAUUUUAAGUUUUUGUUUUUUGUUUUUUUUAAUCAAACCUGUGAAUAUGACCUCAUCUGAUCUAUUUUUCCAUUUUGUAAUUAUUUCAUUACUUUAUUCCACUUUUUUGGAGAAAUAUUGAAGCUAAAAGAUUGAAUAAAUUGAUGG
Pseudoliparis swirei is the source of this 3857-nucleotide messenger RNA. RefSeq names its product NUMB endocytic adaptor protein (gene numb). The record is from RefSeq and is a predicted model, not a curated record. The coding region runs from base 312 to 2381 and encodes 689 amino acids. Gene Ontology annotation, molecular function: cadherin binding. The transcript is spliced from 11 exons. NCBI's taxonomy places the organism in Eukaryota, Metazoa, Chordata, Actinopteri, Perciformes, Liparidae.